CACGCGUCGUAUUUCGUGUGAAUAAAAGGUUGUGAUUGUGAAUGUAAAAUGGAUGUCUAUGACCCAGAAGACCUUAUUGCGGCGGUUAAAAAACGACCAUUGCUAUACGAUAAGUUCGCUGACAAUUAUAAUGAUAGAUCAGCGAAGUAUUCCAACUGGAUACAUGUGGCUGAGGAAGUUACGGAAAACUGGAACGACCUCGACGAGAAAGAUAAAGAAUUAAAAGCCAAAGAAGUACAAAGUAAAUGGAGAAAUAUGAGAGAUAAUUUUAGACGAGAAAUAUCUGAUAAACAAACUACCAGUAAUGGCUUAAAGAAAAAAACCAAAUAUAGAUAUUUUCAGCAUCUAUUAUUUUUGCUUCCACAGUUUCAAAACAAGGACAGUAAUUCUAAAUCAAAAUCGUCUGUUACGAUGGAUAACGAACGAGAAGUCAGUGAAAAUUCAUUAACCAGCAAUAAGAGGCGUGGACGAAGAUAUACAAUUUUUAGAAGUGUCCCAAAUAAAAUUCGCAGGACGCAAGAACCGAUGGUAAAUUUAAUUCAACCAAAGUCAUCUUAUUCAUGGACAGAGGAAAAUGAAGUCAGAGAUUUUUGUAGAUCACUGGUACCUUCACUAUCAAAACUGGACGACGAAGAUAGACUGUCAGCUAAGAUAGAAAUUUUAAAUGUACUCCGUAGAUUUUCUACACCGAAACAUUUAAGGAUUAACAACGCAACUAUCAACGAAACCCAAACAUUUAAUACAUAUCAACCGAGUACAAACAUGGAGUCAAUACACAAUCAAAUAAACCCAUUAUCUCCACUUCAAACUGCUCAGGAUUUACCCAUACAAAAUAUUAAUACAAAUCCUGCACCAAUGAUAACUUAUAGCAUUGAUAUUAGUCAAAUAAAAUCAGAUAUGAACGACAAUUAACAAAUAGGAAUAGGAAAUGCAAUAGGAACAGGAACAGAACAAUAUUUAACUAGAUUAAG
Papilio xuthus (Asian swallowtail) is the source of this 971-nucleotide messenger RNA. RefSeq lists its product as uncharacterized. The record is from RefSeq and is a predicted model, not a curated record. Gene Ontology annotation, cellular component: nucleus; transcription regulator complex. Gene Ontology annotation, biological process: regulation of transcription by RNA polymerase II. Lineage: Eukaryota; Metazoa; Arthropoda; Insecta; Lepidoptera; Papilionidae. The coding region runs from base 49 to 912 and encodes 287 amino acids. The transcript has 2 exons. Gene Ontology annotation, molecular function: DNA binding.